Messenger RNA from Chrysoperla carnea, 1274 nucleotides. Its product is annotated as transcription factor Sox-12-like. The transcript is spliced from 2 exons. NCBI's taxonomy places the organism in Eukaryota, Metazoa, Arthropoda, Insecta, Neuroptera, Chrysopidae. Gene Ontology annotation, molecular function: DNA-binding transcription factor activity, RNA polymerase II-specific; RNA polymerase II cis-regulatory region sequence-specific DNA binding. The record is from RefSeq and is a predicted model, not a curated record. Gene Ontology annotation, biological process: regulation of DNA-templated transcription; cell differentiation; anatomical structure morphogenesis. The coding region runs from base 57 to 1145 and encodes 362 amino acids.
AAAAAUAAACGAUUUUUCGUGAGUGAAGUGGUGAAAUUUUUAAAUAUUGUUCCAUAAUGGUUCCACAACAAAACAUUGACGCGAAUAGAUCAGAUAGUCCGACCUCAUCUGGUCUACCCAUGUUUGGAUCACAACUUAUUGACAAAAAUUCAGCAACACCAUACUCUGAUGCUACUCAGACAAAAAAGAACAAUCCAAACCAUAUUAAACGUCCAAUGAAUGCGUUUAUGGUAUGGUCACAAAUUGAACGUAGGAAGAUUUGCGAACAACAUCCAGAUAUGCAUAAUGCAGAAAUCAGUAAACGUUUAGGUCGUCGUUGGAAGACGCUCAAAGAAGUUGAACGUCAACCAUUUAUCGAUGAAGCAGAACGUUUACGACAAUUGCAUAUGCAAGAAUAUCCGGAUUAUAAAUAUCGUCCAAGAAAAAAGACAACAAAACCUGUACCAAAAACAACACCCACAAUGGUUAAAAAACAGAAGAAAUCAAAAUUAAAUAUAGUUAUUCGAAAUGAUUCGAACAAUAAUAGCCAACAGAAUGGUACAACUGUACGUAGAUUAUCUGAAUUAAAUUUAACACGUGGUAAAGUUUUGUUGAGUAUUAAAAGUGAGAAUAUUAAAACAACACCAUCGAGUAUUGGAUCACCGUAUCCAAUGCCAACGGUUACAGCUAAAGUUCCAUCAAGUCCAUCGUGUGAUACACCCGCAUCUCCAGAAAGUGCCAGUUUUUAUGAUGAUACAUCGAUGAUGAUGAUUGUCGAUGAUUCAUUAACAGAAUUAAAUCGAGUACCCAGCAUGCACACAAGUAUUCAAGACUUUGACCAACAUUUAAGUAGUCUUAAAACCGAACCAACACUCAUCAAAGAUGAGACGAGUCGACCACCAAGUUUAAAUGAUGUCCGUUUACCAGCUGUCCCACCAUCCAGUAAUGAUGUAGUAGGUUUACCAUCUUUCGCCGAUUUAACAAAUUUGGAUGAUCUAUUUGUACCCGAUUACAAUUUAGAUAUGGAUGCCUUCACAGAUAUCGAUAAUUUUGAAACUGCCUCGUCCAGUUCUGGUUCACAUUUUUCAUUCUCAUGUACACCAGAUGUCUCUGACAUGUUAUUAGAUAUUGGUUAUGCAAAUAAUUUAUCAACAAUAAAUGUUUGACUUUAAGCAACUAAACUAAUAUCUAUUAUUAUAUAUAUUACCUUUAUUUACUACAGUGUGUACAAAGAAAAAAAGAGAAAUAUAUUUGUGAGAUAAAAUGUUGAAGAUGUGCUCUGUUUGCCCAGUGAU